CUUAAAAAUUACUAGCUGUUUAAUUUGUUAGAAUAGAAAAAAAAAAAUAAAAUACCAUUGUACCUUUUAGCUUGACCCUGAGCGAUAACGCUGUGUCUAGGGUCCAUGGGCCAAAAAAAUUCGGAUAGUGGGAGUAGUAAGUCCCCUAUUUCUAUUUCUAUAGCACUGCGCAUGAGUAAAAUAGUAUUUUUUUAACGCCACGAGCGAAGUAUUUAGUGAUAUAAUUUGUGAUAAAGUUAUUGAUAAAAAUUUCAUUACAUCAUAUCAAUUAUCAGAUUAUCACUUAUCAACCAAAGAGCCAAUUGAAUAUCAAUCCCAAAACGAAAUAUUAAAAUUCACUAUCAAGGUUAUUAUAAAAAAUAAUAAUCUAUGACAUUGAGUAAAACCUUAAACUGAAAUUCUGGCAACAUUGCUCUGGCCUAAACAUCUGACUUAACUUUUUCAAAUACUAAACCUCUGACGUCAGACUAACGACUUAUAAAUAUUCUAGUAAUAGAAUCUACUCAAGGAAUAGUUACAAACUCUCCCAAAAAAAAUUUUUUUUUCUACUUUUCAUACUCUACUCCAAUUUCGCUACACGUGUCUAAGCACAUGUAGAAGAUAACGUUAAAAAUUACUGCUUAGCAAGAGUAUUAUGUAUCGAACUGCGGACAGAGAUAAAAAGUAGGAAGCAGCCAGAAAUAUUUUUAUCUAAAGGUUGUUGUAAUUCAAGUAGUGGCAGAGUGGGGCAAGAUUAUACAACCAGGGCUGAUCUGCGUUCAGUUCACUGUCAACAGUUAAGUCUCGAUUGUUGUUUUAUUACCACACAACUCACAGUUGCAAUACUAACAUACAAUACAGUUAGUGGUCUUCUUUGUUAUAUAUAUUAUAAUCCACAGCUUAAACUAUAAAUUAUUUAACUCAAUGAAGGUUUGAAACGAGGCCGAUAAUUGUUCAGUGAUUUACGCAGUGUCAUUUCAUUAGCUGUCAUCAUCUAUAUGAGUGACAAUGAUAACACUAAAUAAAGUGAUUUUACUUUUGUUUAUCGCUUUUUCAUGUGCAAUAAGUUGUAUAAGUGGAAUCGCGAGUGCUGAGAAAAAGUACAAAAUUCUCGGGUUUUUCAGCCACCCGGGGAAGAGUCACUUCGACGUUUUCAAGCCCUUGAUCGAUGAAUUAGCGAACCGCGGGCAUGAUAUUACAGUGGUGUCGUAUUUUCCGCGAAGUAACAACACUCAGAAAAAUUACCAUGACGUAAGUUUGAUAAAUAAAUUCAAUCCGUUCGUUAAUGUCGUCAAUUUGAAGCAAAUAAUGCAUACGCCGGUAACUAGCUUUUUGGAGAUGAACCACUUACGUAACAUGGGACUGCAGAGUUGCGAAGACGCCCUCAAUUUGCCGCAGGUUAAAAACUUGUUGAAAAACAAGCCCAAGUUCGACUUGAUGCUGACUGAAAUUUUCAACUCGGACUGUUCUCUGGCGGUUGUCAAUUAUCUCAAUAAUCCGCCGUUUAUUGGGUUGUCCUCACAUGUCCUGAUGCCAUGGGCGAAUGACAGGAUAGGUAAUCCGGAUAAUCCGAGUUAUGUGCCAGUGCUAUUCCACGGGUUCGCCCUGAAUAUGAAUUUUAUCGAACGGUUGGGCAAUGCAUUCAGUUUGGUGUACGCCAAAAUAUUUUAUGAACUUGCAAUCAAUCGAGCGACCGAGAAGGUUGCUGAGGAGGCUUUGGGGCUGUCGGGUAAGCGGCUGAGUGAUAUUGCACGUAAUACCGCUGCUAUACUGGUUAACACGCAUUACUCGUUGCACGGCUCUAAACCACAUUUGCCAAAUGUCGUGGAAGUCGGAGGGAUACACAUCAAUCCUUCUUCAUUGCCGGGAGAGUUGCAGGAGUACCUCGAUAACGCUUAUGAGGGAGUUUUGUUCUUCAGCUGGGGAUCUAUGAUCAAAGCCAGCUCGAUGAAAAACGAAACGCUCAGUGAUAUUUUGGAGGUUCUUGGCAGUAUCCCACGGAAGGUUGUCUGGAAGUGGGAGGAUGAAAAUUUACCGAAUAAACCUAAGAAUGUUCUUAUUAAAAAAUGGCUCCCGCAGUCCGCGAUUCUUCGGCAUCCAAAUGUUAAAUGUUAUUUGGCCCACGGGGGUAUGCUGGGUAUCAGCGAGGGUGUAAGCGCCGGAGUUCCUAUGGUAGUUGUUCCAAUGUACGGGGACCAAUUCAACAACGCGGCGGCUGCAAAAAACCGCGGAGUUGCUGUUGUGUUAGAGUGGAACAGUUUUAACGCUAAAACUUUGAGAUCUGCUAUUGAUCGUGUGUUCAACGACUCUAGUUACCAGAAGAAUGCAAACCUGCUUCAAAAGGCCUGGAGUGACCGGCCCGAGACACCGCUACAGACCGCGGUCUGGUGGGCAGAGUACAUUGCUCGCGGAAACGCCAGAAAUUUUCUUAAGUCUUCCGCCAGCUCUCUGUCUUGGUACCAAACAGCUCUCAUCGAUGUCUGCGCCGCUUUUGCUGUGACAUUUUUAACAAUUGCGUUUGUUUUGUACAAAUUAGUCAGCAUUUUAAUUAGAAAAUUUUUUACUACCAAAAAAAGUGAUAGCAGCCGUGAUAAAAAAAAUAAAUAAUUUUUUUCUAAUAAUUUAAAAAUAAUAAAGUUUGGAUAAAUUACCCAUGAAG
Molecule: messenger RNA, 2638 nt
Organism: Cotesia congregata
Lineage: Eukaryota; Metazoa; Arthropoda; Insecta; Hymenoptera; Braconidae
Source: the annotation of a GenBank genome assembly